Molecule: messenger RNA, 8556 nt
Organism: Sceloporus undulatus (fence lizard)
Lineage: Eukaryota; Metazoa; Chordata; Lepidosauria; Squamata; Phrynosomatidae
Gene: CDC42BPG
Product: CDC42 binding protein kinase gamma
Exons: 38
Coding region: 3056-7672 (1538 amino acids)
Biological process (GO): peptidyl-threonine phosphorylation; actomyosin structure organization
Cellular component (GO): cytoskeleton; cytoplasm
Molecular function (GO): protein serine/threonine kinase activity; ATP binding
Source: RefSeq, a predicted model, not a curated record
CACUUAUCUAUCAGCUUUUCCUCUUUCUCUAGGGGUGUUCAGCUGACCCAAAAUAUUGGGGGGCAGAUCCCAGCCUGUCCUUCUAAAACAGUUUUCUUGUGCAACACCCAAGUUGGAGGCAAGACAAUUGGGGUAUGCCAUUGGGGCAAGCACUGGUAAAACGCCGGUAAAAGGAAGCGCAUCUGUGUGAAAGCCUGAUGUGCUUUCUAAACAUCCUCUCACCUCCAGCAUCUGAAACGUUCAUGGAGUAGCCGUUUCCCAUUAAUACAAAAUGUCUGUUCAUAGGAAAUGGCUGCUCCCCAAACUAAUCAAGGAUGCUGAAGGCGAGGGGACGAUUCCCUGACGUUUAGGAACCGCAUCAGGCUUUCACACACAUGCGCUUCCUAAAUGUUUUACUGGUAUUUUACCCCACGGUAAGCGCUGGUAUGAAAAUCUUUGAUGUCUCAACAUUUAAGCCACAUGCAAGCUAUGGUGAUCUCUUGGCAGACUUCCUCACUGCCUGUGCUGUUUUUCCGAUGCACAAUUUUGUACGUUCUACCUUUUUUGGGGGAAACACCCGCUUUGCCACCAUUGCUACUCACUGGUAUUAGGGCCUGUUCAGAAACUUCCCUUCUCUCACAAACCAUUCACUUUUUCUCCUCCUAGUUGUAUCUUAAAUCUGGCCCUGGGGGUCGUUUUGGUGAUGCUGAGGAUGGCAUUGGGGUGGAUGUUGGAGCAGUAAGUCCCUCGUGUGCCUAAAUGUUGCUUCCCAAAGUUGUGCUGGUUGCUUUGAACAAAACCGUCCCAAAUCCUCUGGGAAGUUGGGAUUUUGUGCCUUUGCUAGCCAUGCACAGAAUUAUUUAUUUGGGGGGAAAGGUAGCUCAUACACUCGGUGGCAAGGGAAUGUUGAAUACGCUGCCCCUGUCCGCAUAGAGGGAUAUGUCCGUAUGGGCUGCCCAUGUUCCCCGAGGGUAGUUUUUUGCUCAUACCUAUUCAGAAAAUCAUAGUUUUUAGAUCGUACCUAUUCUAAAAUGUGGAAAUAAUUUGUUUGGGAGAAGACAGGGCACAGAAGUGGGCUCAAGGGGGCAUUCUGUUCAUUGCCAUGUUUGGGGUAGGCCUUUAUUGGAUUCAGGUCUUGGUUAGAACUUGGGGAGGUUAAUGUCCAAACGUCUUCCAAGCUUUUCCAUUUCGGUGCAGCUACCUCUCCCAGUUGUGGAGAUAUAGGUCCUAUAUAGGAACGUUGCAGGAAAAAAUGGGAAGAUGAAUCGAUUUUGUCUUUCCGGAGAGAAAAGUUUGUGAGCGUAGACCUCCGAAUGCAAGUCAUCAAUGGGCGAGAGGGACUGAUAACUAUAUUUUUCUCUCUGCCAGAAGCAUACGAAAGGAAAAUGGGUCUGUGUCUUAAGAUGGGAAGUUGGAAUGCAACCACCUUUCCAUUCAAAGCCACCUUUGGACCUUAACUAAUAACGCUGGAGGGAACAAAAAAGUGCAUUUGGUCCCAAGGGUGGAGGGGCUGUUAAAUAUUCCACCUGCGUCCUUUCCAUUAAAGUUUAUUCUGAUGUUUGCUGCUGCUGCUGCUGCCUAUCUUUGCUUUUGUAUUUUGAUUCUCUUUCUCUGGUGCCCAAUCUGGAUGGACUGUGGCCGGCCCUCUGCAUUUGCGGCUUUGACUUGAUUUAUUUGUGGCUUUGAUGAAUAGGUUCCCUCUAGCAACGGUUCUUUUAUUCUCGGGAUAAUGGCGGUGACGUGUGGGAAAGAAUCACCCCGUUGUUGGGCGAUAUUGAUGGGAAUCGAUGGCGAUUUAAUGACGGGAAGAGAACGCUUGCUUCUGCGGAGAGCUUAUGCGUUUGGCGCUGACUUUGUGACUUAAGUGAAAUGUGACUUUGGAGGAAAGUGAAACCCUUUUCUGACGCUUGUUGGAAAUGGUUUCCCGAUUGCAACCCGGCGAUGAUGGCCCUUGGCUUCCAGGAAUGCCAAGGCUGCCAAAGGAUGGGCGUCUUCAUCGGGGCUGCCUUUCCCUUCUCUGGUUUAGAGAAGAGGCUUCCUCUGGAACCCAGAGCCUGCCAGGAGCGUGUGAGCUUCCCUUGGACCCGUUCCCAGCAUUCUUGCGAGGAUAUUUCCCCUCCGCGUCCAUCACUCACACUGACAAGCCGAACCCAAGGGAGUACGAAACAGGAAUGAGGGAGAAGGAAUGGGAGGAGAGCAGUUAAAAAUGUGCGCAUGGAGGGGGCUUUGGUCACACCUGUCCAGAGGUUCGGUGCGCAGGGAGAACGACAACGGCAAAAAGAUAAAACCUCUUGUUUCUUAUAUGAAACUACAGUUGCUCAUUGCUCACAGCUGGGUGUUUUAGAGAAGGUGCCAUGGAUAGUAGGCCUGAUUCCAUGUCCAUUCUUCCCAUUCUUUGCGGGGGCCUCCUCCUCCUCUGUUUGGAACGGAGUCCGAGGAAGGAAACUCCCAAAUGUUUUUGGCCUUCCUAGCAGCUGGCAGUCCAUGGCUGUGCAAAGGGGAGAGAGGUGUGGCAAGCAUGAUGCGCACCAUUGCGCAUAACCGAAAUGUAUGUGUGUGUGUUUUCCAAAGGGAGGAAAAGAAAGGCACGGCUGGCCUCUGCUGGUUAAAUGCAAGCUCUGCUCAUUGCUGUUCUAUUUCCAAGAGGAGGGCGGUGAAGGAGCCAUUAUUAGUAGUGUUAUUGUUAUCAUCAUCAUUAGUUCAUCCUAAGAGUUCCACAAUUUUAUUUCCAGGUGAAGGUGGAGCUGGUAUUCUUAUCAUCAUCAUCAUCAUCAUCAUUCCGCUGUGUUAUUUCCAGGGAGAUUAGGAGCCACUCAAUGCCAAUGAUGCAACGCCGUGCCUUUCCUAUAACAUCAACCUUUUUUGCGGAGGUUGCGCAAGGCGCACGCCGGUUUGCGGGUCUCAUUGUCGUUCCCUGUCCCAUGCCAUCCUCCAAGGCUGAGAGCAUGUGACCCUGCGUCAGGAGGAAGCCUCUCCGUUGGCCGCAAAGGCGAAACAGCUGCGUCUCCGCCGGGACGACUUUGAGAUUUUGAAAGUGAUUGGGCGAGGUGCCUUUGGAGAGGUUGCAGUUGUGAAGAUGAAGGAGACAGAGAAGGUCUACGCCAUGAAAAUUCUGCAUAAGUGGGAAAUGCUGAAGAGAGCGGAGACGGCUUGCUUUCGGGAGGAGCGCGACGUCUUGGUUCAUGGGGACAGGCAAUGGAUCACCACUUUGCACUACGCCUUCCAAGAUGACCAUUACCUGUACCUAGUCAUGGACUAUUACGCCGGUGGAGACCUGCUCACCCUCCUCAGCAAAUUUGAGGACCGUCUUCCCGAAGACAUGGCUUGCUUCUACCUGGCAGAAAUGGUCCUGGCCAUCCACUCCCUCCACCAGCUCCAAUACGUCCACAGGGACAUCAAACCAGACAACAUCCUCAUUGAUACGAACGGACACAUCCGCCUGGCCGAUUUCGGGUCCUGCCUACACCUGAGUCCGGACGGCACGGUGGUGUCUUCGGUGGCGGUGGGGACCCCGGAUUAUAUCUCCCCGGAGAUCCUGCAAGCGAUGGAGGACCGGAAAGGGAAAUACGGCCCCGAAUGCGACUGGUGGUCCCUGGGGGUCUGCAUGUACGAGCUGCUCUUUGGGGAGACCCCUUUCUACGCUGAGUCCCUGGUGGAAACGUACGGCAAGAUCAUGAACCACGAGGACCACUUGCAGUUCCCUCCAGACAUCACCGAUGUCUCUGAAGACGCCAAGGACCUGAUCCGGGGGCUUCUGUGCCGCCAGGAGCUCCGCUUGGGCCAGAAAGGGAUCAACGACUUCAAGUGCCACCCGUUCUUUAAGGGCAUCGACUGGGACAACAUCCGCCAGAGCCCUCCGCCCUUCAUGCCCGAAGUUGCCAGCCCGGCUGACACCUCCAACUUCGAUGUCGAUGAUGACACGCUCAAGGAAUUGGAGACCCUUCCGCCUGUAUCUCAUGCCGCUUUCUCUGGCCACCAUUUGCCAUUCGUUGGAUUUACGUUCACCUCUGGAAGCCCCCUCGCUGAGACAAACCCAGCCUCCCCUUCUGGCAACUCCAGCGCCGCGCGGCUGGAAAAAAAGAUCCGCUGCCUGGAACGCGAGAAGAUGGAGCUGAGCCGAAAAUUGCAAGAUUCGCUGCCGAAAGCCUCAUCCAAGAUUGCAGCGAAAGACAUGGAGAUCAAGAGCCUCCAGAACGAAAUGGCGGCUUUGCGGAAACAGCUGGAAGACAACCAGCUGGAGAGCGACAAGGUCCAAAGGCAGCAACUGGACCGAGUGGCAUCCGGGCAACUGAAGGCUUUGGAAGAGCGGGUGAAGUUUUUGGAACAAGAGAAGAACGAAGCACUCCAGGAUCUUGCCGAAGCCCAAGAGCAGCUCCGGAGUCAGGCGUGGGAGCUCCAGGAAGAGCAGUUGCGGCAAAAGGAGACCUCCGAAGAGCUGCAGAGCGCCGAGGCGAAAUGCGGAGAGCUGCAGGCCCAGCUGCUGCGACAUUCCCGGCAGCUGCGCGAACGACAGGAGGAGACGGAAGCGGCGGCGCGGAGGGUGGAAGGGCUGCGCAAGGAGCUGGCGCGCUCUGAGAGUGGGCGCAAAGAGCUGGAGUCUCGCAUCGAGGGCCUGAUGAACGAAGUGUCCAAACAGCGGAAGGGGAAGGAGAGAACGGAGCAGCAGCUGCGGAGGAUGAAACAGGAGCUGGAGGAGCUAAAGGCAAGGCAGAGCGCGGCCCUCUUUCGCGGCUCUGGUUCCAGGCGGUCCGUGGAUGCGUCCUGUAACCCCAAGGAAGAGAUUCGAGGUCUGCGGGAAGCGCUCCGGUUGAAGGAGAAGCAGCAAGAGAUGCUACAGGCGGAGCUGGCUCGCCUCCGGGAAGAGCUGGGGAGAACCAGGAUGGAAAGACGGGAAAACCUCGACCUGAAAGAAAAGGACAAAGAGGGAACCCAUUUGCCAUUCCUGGAGAACCGCAGAGCCCCGAACUUCGGCGAUGAGGUGGACGCGCUCGCCGUGGAUGACUCACGCCUCGAUCCAUCUCUGAGCGCCACGGAGACCAGUAAAGCAGCCUUCGCCAACUGGGAGAUGCAGAUUGCCGACAUUUUGCGCUGGGUGAGCGACGAGAAAGAAUCCAGGGGUUACCUGCAAGCUAUGGCCAACCGCAUGAUGGAGGAGGUGGAAACGCUCAAACAGACGGGCGCGCAGAGUCCGGGACCAAAAACUCCGGACACUCUCUGGAAAGCCCGGCGUUUGCAAAAAUUGGAGGCUUCGGCUAAGUUGGAGCUGCAGUCGGCGCUGGAGGCCGAGAUCCGAGCCAAGCAAGACGUCCAGGAGCAGCUCGAUAAGCUGAAAGUGGCGCAUCUGGCGAUCGAACGCCAGUUGCAGGAGGCAGAGAAGGAGAACCGGACUUUGCGCCUGGAGCUGGAAAAGACCAAAGGGGAGCUGAAAGCCCAGUCGCUGGAAGGCACCAAGAACCAAGGACCUCUGAUCCCUUUCCUUUCCUUCCGGAGCUCAAGCAAGGACGCCAUUGCUUUUGGGGGUUCCUCAGACCCCCCAGAUGUCCGAAAACCCACGGAGGAGGUUCAACUCCAUGGCGAAGGGAGGAGAAGCCUGCGCUCCAAUGCCUCCGCAUCUCCAUCCCAGGUAGGAGCAACCGCCACGGAAAACUCACCUGGAUCUUUUAAGCCCAAAUUGCACGCCUUCAAAACGCACAGCUUCUCCACCCCAACCAAGUGCAUGCGCUGCACGUCGCUCCUGGUGGGCUUGGUCCGGCAGGGUUUGGUUUGCGAGGCCUGCAACUUUGUCUGCCAUGUCUCCUGCGCCGGAGGAGCCUCCAUCUGCCCCAUGCCCCCCGAACAGCUCCAGAAAACCUUGGGGGUCAACCCUGCCAACGGGACGGGCACCGCCUUCGAAGGAUUCCUCUCGGUGCCCAAACCGUCCGGGGUGAAGAAAGGCUGGCAAAAAGCAUUUGUGGUUGUUAGCGACUUCAAGAUUUUCCUGUUUGAUGUGCCGGAAGGGAAGACAUCGCAGUGCGACGUGGCGGCCAUGCAUGUCACAGACAUGAGGGAUGACCAGUUCUCCGUGGGUCCGGUCCUGGCUUCAGACGUCAUACAUGCCAACAGCAAAGACGUGCCCUGUAUAUUUCGGGUGACGGCCACCCAACUGGGCUCUCCACCCACCACCAGUUCCAUGCUCUUCUUGGCCGACAGCGAAGCCGAGAUGCGGAAAUGGGUGCAAGUGUUGACCGAGCUGCACCACAUCCUCCAGGAGAAUCGACACCACGACCGCGCCGUCUACGUACUUAAGGAGGCGUACGACAACGGGCUCCCUUUCGUCCCUCAUGCGCUUUCGGCUGCCAUCAUAGACCGGGAGAGGAUCGCUCUGGGUACGGAAGAUGGCCUCUUCUUGAUUCAUCUUCGGACAAACGAUGUGCUGCAGGUGGGGGACUGUCGGCGGGUGCAACUCCUCCUGGUCUCCCCACAAGCCCAGCUCCUCUCGGUGCUCUGCGGCAAGAACCACGGCGUCCGCAUCUUCUCCUGGUCUGAGCUGGAGACCCCCGAGGCCCCGGGGACCAAACUGAUGGAGGUGAAGGGCUGCCAGGCCGUGGCCGUGGGGCUGAUCUGCCGCAACACCACCCCGGUCCUUUGCGUGGCUUGCAAGCGCCAAGUCCUCUGCUUCCAGCUGACGGCGACGCGUCCUCCCCACCGCCGCAUCAAGGAGAUCCAAGCCCAGGGCUACGUCCAGUGCUUGGAUGUUCUGGGCGACCGCCUUUGCGUGGGCUUCCCCUCCGGCUUCUCUCUCUACCCGCUGCUCAACGAGGGACCCCCGGUCCACUUGCCCCACGCCGAGGACCCCCGCGCCACGGCCGUGGCCCACAUGGAAGCCCUGAAGGCUGUGGAGGUCAGCCUGAGCGAGCUGAUCCUCUGCUUCAGCGGCUUCGGCCUCUACGUGGACAGCCAGGGCCGCCGCAGCCGUCCGCAGGAGCUGAUGUGGCCAGCGCACCCCCUCAGCUGCUGUUACAACGCUCCCUACUUAUCCGUAUUCAGUGAGAACGCAGUGGAUGUCUUUGACGUCCGGAAAGCUGAAUGGAUUCAGAGCAUCUCAUUGAAAAAGGUGCGAGCGCUGAAUCCCGAGGGCUCCCUUUGCACUUUUGGCAGCGAAAAGGUCCGUCUAACCUACCUGAGAAAUAAGGCGGCAGACCAGGAUGAGUUUGAAAUCCCUCAGAUGACAGAUAACAGCCGGCGGCACCUCAUGAGGACUAGGCACAAGCGGCGCUUUUCCUUCCGCAUCACCGAGGAGGAGCGGCAACUCCAGAGGCGGGAGAUGAUGCGGGACCCCAGCCUCCGUUCCAAGCUCAUCUCGGCCCCCAGCAACUUCAACCAUCUGGUCCAUGUGGGGCCCAGCCAGAGGCAUCAUAAACUGCAAGACCUCCAUGCAGCUCAGGAAGAGAAGGAACAGGAGGCCCAAGUGCGAAUGCGUUGCAGCAGCCUCUCGGAAACCCGGCGCCGUCCUUCGUCUUCGGGGAGCAAUAACACGGCUGCGGGAAGCGGUUCUUCCUUUUCAUCGUCCUCCUCCUUAAAGCACAAAUCAGGCAGCUCAAUGUCGGACGACUCCUUCACUUCUCCGCAGGGGCUUUUUCCAGGCAUCGGUGCGCCGGCAGAGGUCUCCGAUCCAAACUGUUCUCCAUGCGCAGGAAGCACCAGCUCCACAUGAUGCGAUGGGUCAGACGAUGUCGGUGCGGGUCUACGCCGCUGGCAAGCCAAUCUGUGAAGCCAUGCACACUUCUUCAGGGCCACCUCUGCCCAUCGACAAAGGAGGAGGCAAUAGCUGGCAUGAAGCGAGAAGGAAGGACCCCUUGCAUUUGGACCUUUAGGGCAGCUAUGGAGAAGGGCUGGACCCACCUUCGGGGCGCUGUGCCAACCUCCGUACCUGUCCACGCCGAGGAGGAGUCCGACCUCUCGCAUCUCAGGGAAAGCAGAAACCCGCCUUGAUCCUUCUGCUCUUGCACCCAUCGCUACCCAUCACUUUCCCCGGAUCGUCGCAACAACUGUCUCAGGGCCCUGUUUUUUGGCUGAAACACUUUUUAGGAACCUUCAGGUUUACUUCUAUUAUUAUUAUAAUUAUUUUUCUAAAGCUAAGCUAACGUCAAUAAUAUUUUUAAAGGGAGGGGACGCUGGCGGGGAACGGGACAGGAUUCCUUGAGCGCCAGCCUCCGGAAAUGGGCACAAUGGAUUCAUACGAGAAGGAAAGACAAAUCCCAUUUCUAAGCAUUAGGAAGGACUUCUUUGCUGUUUGAAUAAUGGACCGCCUCAGAGGGUUGUGGCAUCUCCUUCUUUGGAGGUCUUUAAACAGAUAUAAUAUAAUGCCAUCUAAUGCUCACCGAUGGCCCCAUCCUUUAUGAAUUUUGCAGCUACAUCUUGUGGCAGCGAGUCCCACAGUGUAAAGAAAGACUUCCUUUUUGUCCCUACUAUGGGUUCUAGUAUUACAAGGGACACACGUCUCAAAAAUGGGCAUAGCUGGCCAGCUGAAAGCUAGCAAUGAUGCCAUCCUCGCAACCAGAAAAUAACCAAAAAACCAUUAAAGGGUCUCAAAGUUGG